AUGGGAGCUAGGGGGGUUGUUGGGAGGGUGGGGCUGCACCGCCUGCACAUGGGGGGAGGUGACGGCGGCACCGCUCGCACCGUCAAAUCUGGUGUUCAUCACAGGACGGCACAAAUCUCAAAGCCAGUUCAACUGCGGACUGCGCUCGGAAGUGAUUUUGUUGGAAAAGAAAGAGAGUGCAAAACUAAUUCACUUGAAACGGACUCGCCGUCGUCGGCACUCUCCGACCGCCGACCCACCACGCCGGGCAAGAAGCGCCUUCUCCUCACCCUCUCCGUCCUCCUCUCCUUCCUCGCCGGUCUCCCGUUCCUCCUCAAAUCCACCGAGAUCUACCGCUCCCCUCUCCCCUACGCCUCCCUCUCCUCCCUCCCCCGCUCCGACCCCCCCUCCGUCCCCUGCCGCUUCCACGCCCUCUUCCUCCGCCCCGCCGACCCCGACCUCGCCGAUCGCCUCGCUCUCUCCAUCUCCGAUGAGCUGCGGCGGCGCCGCCGACGAUCCGCGGACCACCCCUUCGGCUGCUGCGGAGGCGAUUUCGCCGUCUCCGUGACCGUCGACUCCCGCGGGAGCUGCGUCGGCAGUGGCGCUGCCCCCGCGUGCCUCUGGAGCUGCGGCGCCGUCGAUCCCGCUGAAUUUGCCGGUCGCGACGAUGAGGCUGUCGAUGAAUUGCUGGAUUCGGCGCUCAAUGGCGGGCGCGGUGAGUGUUCGGGGACUAUUUGCUGUGGCGGCGGCGGCGGCGGCACGGUUUACAGUGUUGUUGUGGUGCAAGGAGAGGAAGGCGACGAGCGGCAGGCGAGGGUCGUGGUCGGCAAGCACCGACAUGCUUGGAUGGUGGGGAGGAUCGAUGAGGAGGACGCGGUCUCAAUGAUCGGGAAGAUAUUUGCAAAGUACUUCAUGAACGGUGGGGUGGAAAAUGGGGGAGGGAAAGAAGAGUUCAUGCCCGUUGGAUCAGAUGGAAGCGUCGUUCUUUCGUUCAGCCUGUUGAAUGCUGAUCCGAAUGACUGGGUUUACGACUGGGAGUUUCAAAAAAUAGGGGAAAACAUGUUGGCUCCUGUGGCGGAGGCUUUGGCACCAAUAGCUAACAUAAGCAUAGAGAGUCAGGUCUUAUACCACACUCCGAAGUCAUCUAAUUCUUUGUGGGACGACAAGUUGGAUAGUUGGAUUCUCAGCAUUGGAGAUCUUCCUUUCUUUGUUAACUCAAAUGAGUGGCAUUUGGAUACAUCUAUUUCAGCUACAGGACGAUCAAAAGUUCUACAAUUUGUGGUAUACGUGCCCUCUGCAAGGGAAUGCCCUCUUUACUUGCAACUUCCAGAUGGAAAAGCAUCCAAGACUAAUGCUUUUAUAUCUCCUAUGUGGGGAGGUGUCGUUGUUUGGAACCCACCACAGUGUUCUUCGGAUUCUCAAAAGAUGCAUACGGCCAGAAAUAGAAUAUCAGCUCAGGACCUUCAGAAGAUACUUGAAGUCUUUGUUGGGCAACUCCGGCUUUUAUUUGGUGUUAACUCAAGCCAUAAAGAAAGCGGGAUAUCUAAAUUUAUAGCUAGUGAGAAGGGUUUCACAGAAUGGGAAUUGGAUGUGUUGUAUCGGCACCAUGCAUGCUCCAAUAUCCUGUCAUGCCUUACUACCCUUGAAUCUCUUUCCAACCUAGUCCAAUCACUUCCACGAAUGAUUGUUACAGAUGAAAUAGGCAAACAGGUAAAGCUUUCACUUGAAGCCGCAUAUUUAGCUCAAAGAAAUGCAUCUCUCGGUAUAAAUGAUGCAUCAGCUGAGUCCUCAACAAAAGCAAGAGCCUUGGCUGAGGAUGCAUUUUUCCAUCCAUCCAUUAUGUCAAUUAGUUAUUCCUCCAUCGAACACUACUUUGCGAUUUACAUGCCUUUUUUCGCACCAGUUUGUUUGCAUGUACUCCUGGCGGCUAUCAAAGAAGUGAAACGAUACAGGAGGGAGCGUGCAAAAUAUUUGGCAUUUCUUGCCGCCCAAGCCGGAUCCUCCUAAUUAAGAAGUAGCAUGUAUCGCACAUAGGAAUACGCUUCCUGAUCCUUCAACACAGUUUUGGUUAAAGGCCGCUUGUAGAUUCUGUGUGCCAGAUUGAUUUUGUUGCUGUUCUGCUUUUGGAUGAAAAACUUUUUUGUCAUAACUUGAUUAUAUGCGACAAGUUUCAAGGAAGCACAAGUUGCAGGCUUAGCGUAGGUACUGAGAGGCAUAAAACUGGUUCGCAAAUGCAUACCAUAUUCGGCAUCUCUUAGUUCAUGUUAAUUAUUAUAUAGGCUGAUACCAGCCCCUCUCCCAAGUUUGUUGAAGAUGAUCUACUACGAGUUGUCGUUAACUAUGUGAUCUCACUGAUUAUUGAGCUUCUAUCUGUUCUUGUACUAUGGAAUUUUAUAGAUUAAAUAGCUCUACUCUUGUUGCUCAAA
Messenger RNA from Ananas comosus (pineapple), 2405 nucleotides. RefSeq names its product GPI transamidase component PIG-S. Gene Ontology annotation, biological process: attachment of GPI anchor to protein. The transcript is spliced from 14 exons. The record is from RefSeq and is a predicted model, not a curated record. The coding region runs from base 1 to 1986 and encodes 661 amino acids. NCBI's taxonomy places the organism in Eukaryota, Viridiplantae, Streptophyta, Magnoliopsida, Poales, Bromeliaceae. Gene Ontology annotation, cellular component: GPI-anchor transamidase complex.